AUGUAUCCCCUGCCAGUGCAGCCGUACCCCUCGAGGGCGCUUAACGCCAACGAGACCAAUCUCCUUCGACGAUUCACUAAUACACUCACUGCAGCAGCGCUACACGACUACGAUUGCUUCGUGAAGGACUGCCACGGCGACGUGAGCGAAGACACUCGGCAUGACUGGAAGUUUGUCAAGAAACAAGGCGGUCUGGCCGUCUACCGCGACCGUGAUGCAAAUGCCCGACACAAUGAAGACACUAUCACUAUGGCAGAGACAAACGGCAGAAUCUCCAGCCAAGAGCAUCAACCACCCGGGCAGAUCGAGUCCCUCUUGUGCAUUGGUACCCUACCGGGCACUUUGGAUGACAUUAUGUGCGGCAUUGUCUGCCCCACUGCACAAGACACGAUGCUCAAGAGCUCCUGCAUCGGAGACAACAUCGUCGACUGCUGCGUGUUAGCCUCGAUCCUAUCUCCAACGCCUGAGGAUCCAUGGCGGAGCUUGACACUCAAAUGGGCCGUGAACGCGGGUCCUAACACCACCCGCCCACUCGUUCGACCUCGGGACUUCACAUACGUCGAGGCCACCGGUAUCACGACAAAUAUCGACGGCGAGCGUGUCGGCUACCACAUUGUCCACUCGGUGGUCGUCCCGGACACUCAACCGAUAGACAAGCAGAGACUCGUGCGCGGCAACGUGUCGCUGUACCAUGUCUACCGCCAGAAGAGCCCAAACACUGUCGAGGUACACGUUCGAGCGUUCUGGCAGCUCAAUGGCCGCACGCUCCCGUCAAUUCAAACCUCCUCGUGUGUCGAAGCCACCAUCUCAAUCUCCCGGGUUCGGUUGCACUCACGAAUGAAGAAACUUGUAUGGUUGAGUGAGAGGAGCCAAAGCCUAGACACUGAGACUGAUUCGAGUUGCUGUAACCUUUGCAAGCGUACUUCCGAACUGCUGCAUAAUUUCUCGAAGCUCCAACGUACAGUCAUCAGGACACGACAAACCGUUUGUCGGCGGUGUCUCCGCAAGUCUGAAGAGAGUAUUGCCAUGCAAGAAUCGAAACCUGUAAAGCGCACCAAGCUUCUGUCCUCGAGGGCGUUAUCAACUGCAUCUACGGCGUCGUUAGACAGUCGGGACUGGAACUGCAGCGAACGCAGUCGAGUGUUCUCGUCCAGGCGUUUUGAAGGAGCAGCGACGUCUGGAGCUGGAACAGCCACAACGCAAUGA
Phytophthora nicotianae INRA-310 is the source of this 1206-nucleotide messenger RNA. RefSeq lists its product as hypothetical. NCBI's taxonomy places the organism in Eukaryota, Oomycota, Peronosporomycetes, Peronosporales, Peronosporaceae. The transcript is spliced from 2 exons. The record is from RefSeq and is a predicted model, not a curated record. The coding region runs from base 1 to 1206 and encodes 401 amino acids.